AAAAUGAACGAACAUGUUUAAUAUUUGAACAUGAACGUUUAAAAACAAAUCUUGAUUUAUGUAUUGAUGAAAAACAACAUUUAAUGCAAAAACAAAAACAAACAACAAAUGAAAUAAAACAAUUUAAACUUCGUAUACUUGCAUUACAAGAUCAAAUAAAUAAAUUAAAACGAAAUAAUCAAUUAAUUAAUAAAAAAAAUUUUAUUAAUUCAUCAUCAACAAUAAGAAAACGUAUAACAAAAAAAAAGAAACCAAAAACGUCAUGUUUAGAAAUGUUACUUGAUCAAAAUUCAACAUUUAUUGAUGAUUUUCAAAAUGAAUCAUCAAUUCUUUAUCGAACACUACCAUCAAAAUCUGAUAAAUUUAAUAUUAAUCAAUGGCGACGACAACGACGAUAUCGAACGUGUAGUCUUUGUGAUUGUCAUACUCAAGCUUCAUUCAUGAAACGUAAAAGACAAUCAUCAAUAUCAUCAACAAUACCAAAACGAAAAUAUGAUCCAUUAAAAAAAAAUUAUAAUAAUAAAAUUCGUUUAGCAAAUUCUUGUCAUCAUGAUACUUAUUCAUAUCAUAUUAGAAAACCUUCGAUAUCUUUAACAACACAAAAAAUUCCAACUAAAAUUGGAGCAAUGCGUAGACGUAUUGAACAAUUAGAAAUGAAUCUUGCUGAUUCGAAAGAAGAAAAUGAACAACUUACUCAACGUUUAUCAACAACAUUUAAUCGAAUUAAUAUUCUUAAAACAACGAAUCAAAGACUUAUUAAUGAAUGUAAUAAAUUAAAAACUGAUUAUCUUACUCAAUCAACAUUACCUGGACAAGAAAAUCGACGUAAUGAUUCUAUUAGUUCUGAUGGUGGUGAAAAUAAUAUUGAUAACUUAUGUACACGUCUUAAAAAUACUUCAUCUGAUGCUGCUCGACAACGAAAAUUAAAUAAAACUUUACAAAUAGAUAAUGAAACAUUAACGAAAAAUCUUCAAUCAUUAACUGAAAAAUUGACACAUACAGAACGUGAUGUAGCAAGUAAACGAAGUUUAAUUGAAAAUUAUAAAUCUCGAUUGAAUGAAUUCGAAACAAAUCUUAAUCGUUCAAAUGAGAAAACUAUAAAUGAAAAUGAUGAAGAACGACUCAAAUCAUUAACAGAAACAAUGGAAAAAUUACGAGUUUCACUCGAUUCAUAUAAAAAUCGUUUACAAGCUGUAACACGAGAAAAACAAAUUCUUGAAGCACGUUAUGGUCAAUUGGUUGAUGAACAUCAGAAAUUAAAAACACAUUUUGAAGAUAUUCAAACUAAACAUCGUUUAAGUGAACAACAAAUUCGACAAUGUCGUCUUAAUCAAGAACAGUUAAAUCAAGAAUUAUUAACAGCACGUCGGUUAACUGAACAACAAUUAUUAUCAUUGAAUACAAAAAGUCAAGAUACAUUAAAUAAAAUGAUAUUAGAAUUAAAUCGUACACAACGACGUUUAAAUGAAUAUGAAAGAUUUACUAAUGGUUUUCUUCAUGAAAUGAUUCGACGAAAUAUACAAAUGAAUGAUACUCUUAAACGAGCACGUGAACAUCAAAAACAACGUGAAUCAUUUUCAAUGACAUUGCCUGGUUAUGAUACAGCAAUGAAUACAGCAAGUAAAAUAUUAAAUUUAACUCAAGAUGAUCUAGAUGAUAUUAUGUCUACAACAGAUGAAAGUUUUCAAGGACAUUCUAAACUUGAUAAUGGCGAUAAAAAUGAAAAAAUACGACAAAAAGUAUCGAAAUUACUUGUCUCACAAGAAGAAUUUUCUGGUAAACUUUUGAAAAUAUUCAGUAAAAAAUUAGAUGAAAUACAAGAAGCAGAUCGAAAUUUAGCUACUAUUCGAAAUACAUAG
This is a messenger RNA of Rotaria sordida, 1859 nucleotides long. NCBI's taxonomy places the organism in Eukaryota, Metazoa, Rotifera, Eurotatoria, Philodinida, Philodinidae. The record is from the annotation of a GenBank genome assembly.